AUGUAUUCAAAUGCUAUUCCUAAUAUUCCAAUGACACCAUUAUUUAACAAUAAUAAUGAAUGGCCUCCUCUUCAACCUGUUGGAUUGGGAAAUAAUUUAGGCGGAGGAUGGAAUACUUUUGGUACUUCAAAUGUUUCUGGAAAUAUUAAUAGUGGAAAGAUGUUACCAUUUCCUCAAACACAACCACCUGGUUUUAUUUCUAAUAUUCCAAUGACUCAAUUAUUUAACACAUAUAAUGAAUGGCCUCCUCUUCAACCUGUUGGAUUGGGAACUAAUUUAGGUGUUGGAUGGAAUACUUUUGGUACUUCAUAUGUUUCUGGAAAUAUUAAUAGUGGAAAAAAUACCUAUACUCGUCCACCAUCAAUGCCAAUUGAUCAAUUUUUCCAUAAUUCUGCUCAUGUUAUUGUUUUACUUGGACUAUUUCUUCGUUUAGAACAAUAUGGAGAAUUACUUAUUGAAAUGGAUCGUGAAAAGACAAAACAAUUACUUCGAAUGAUUUUGGACAUACAUUCAUGGAUUACGUGUAAAGUUUCAAAUUUAUUUUUUUAAAUCGUUAGAAUUGCCGGUUCGGAAUCAAACCGAAAACCCUGAUGAUUUGUUGGGUUGCUUCUCCGUUUCGGUUUUGGGGGUUUUAAAAAUUUUCGGGGUUCCAAAGGCCAGAUUUAUAAUGUUUUGGUAAUCGGUAGUUGCGGACUGAAAUUUGCGGACAUUCAAUAAACCAUUAAAUAUCGACCAUAAAUUGAGUUUAUGUGAAGUGAAUAGUCGAUUAUAGGCCAAUUUAUUAAAAAAUAAUCCAAUUU
Meloidogyne enterolobii is the source of this 800-nucleotide messenger RNA. The record is from the annotation of a GenBank genome assembly. NCBI's taxonomy places the organism in Eukaryota, Metazoa, Nematoda, Chromadorea, Rhabditida, Meloidogynidae.